This is a messenger RNA of Dracunculus medinensis (Guinea worm), 1041 nucleotides long. The record is from the annotation of a GenBank genome assembly. NCBI's taxonomy places the organism in Eukaryota, Metazoa, Nematoda, Chromadorea, Rhabditida, Dracunculidae.
AUGAAUUUACUAAAAAUAGAUUCGCAUUGGCAAAAGAAAAAUUUUGAAAAAUCUAAUGAUAUUGAUGAUCGUCGAGAAAAUGCUUAUAAAUUUAUUAUUUUUCUGGCGAAUUUUAUGAGUAUUACGAGUCUAUUAAUAAUUUGUUUAAUUAUUCCUUCAAUGUAUAAUUAUGUUAAUAAUAUUCGUACGUUUAGCCGACAAGAUUUUCAAUAUUGUGAAAGUUCAACAUCGGAUAUGGAAAUUGAAAUGAAUGCUAUGAAACGAAUCGAAAAUCGAACGAAAAGAAGCGAUAUUUCACAUUAUCGUGGACAUAAUCCUACUGCAUUGGUGAAGGAUGAAAUCGCUUUUCAAGAAUGUCCUGCAUGUUGUGUUGCCGGUGAAAGAGGACCUCCUGGUGAUGCUGGUUUGCCUGGCCUUCCUGGAAGUCCAGGACCCGACGGUGCUCCCGGUCGACCAGGAGCGACUCCGAAUGCGUCUUGCAUUCCAGAACGUAUAUUUGAACCACCACCAUGCCUUCCUUGUCCACAAGGACCACGUGGAGUUCCAGGACAUCCAGGAUUUCCUGGCGAUCCUGGUGAUCCUGGCAUACCAGGCAGACCCGGUCUGGAUGGUCUCCCUGGGAAGCCUGGAAGCGAUGGGCUUCCUGGGCCACCAGGACCUCCUGGACCACCCGGAUUGCCAGGCGACAAAGGGAUCACUCCACAAGCCCAUGUUAUUCCAGGACCACCUGGCGAUCCUGGUGAACCUGGACCUUGGGGAUUACCGGGACAUCAAGGCGCCAAAGGUGAAGAUGGUUAUCCUGGACCGCCGGGCGAAAAAGGUUGGCCUGGGCCUCCUGGGCCACCUGGGCCUGCGGGGCCACAAGGACCACCAGGGCCUCAAGGAGAAGCUGGUCCGACAGGAUCACCCGGCACAUGUAUUUGUCAAGAUACCGAAAUUAUUAUUGCUGAUAUGCCGAAACGGCUACAGAAACCAUAUGGAGAAAGCUUUCCGCCAGCUGUAGAAUAUCCGGAAAAUGCUGGUGAACAAGACGUUAAAUGA